Molecule: messenger RNA, 5744 nt
Organism: Melospiza georgiana
Lineage: Eukaryota; Metazoa; Chordata; Aves; Passeriformes; Passerellidae
Gene: HDX
Product: highly divergent homeobox
Exons: 11
Coding region: 270-2360 (696 amino acids)
Biological process (GO): regulation of transcription by RNA polymerase II
Molecular function (GO): DNA-binding transcription factor activity, RNA polymerase II-specific; RNA polymerase II cis-regulatory region sequence-specific DNA binding
Source: RefSeq, a predicted model, not a curated record
GCGCACGUCACGAUCAUGAUGAGAAUUAAUGAUCGGGGCCGCUGAUUUCAUUGUGUGACGCCGGGACCGACCCAGCCGAGCCCGGCCGAGCCCGGAGCCCCCGCGCCGGCCCCGCGCUACACGUGCCAAUGUGUUGCCAACCAGCUGGACACCUGGCUUCCCAAAAGCUCACAGGCUUGUUUGCUAAGCUUGGCAAGUCAAGAUCAAAAUGAAAUUAUGAUAAAAAUCCAUGUGGAUUUCUAACUUGGAGUCUGAGGUUCAAGACAAAGAUGAAUCUGCGCUCUGUGUUUACUGUAGAACAACAAAGGAUAUUGCAGCGUUACUAUGAAAAUGGAAUGACAAAUCAAAGUAAAAAUUGCUUUCAGCUCAUAUUGCAGUGUGCACAAGAAACUAAACUGGAUUUCAGCGUGGUCAGGACGUGGGUUGGCAACAAGCGGCGGAAGAUGAGCAGCAAGAUCGCCGUGGAAUCUGGGGGCACCCCCCCGAGCACUGCUCCCGCCACUCCCUCCGUGCCCCCGGAGGCAGCCGUGAGAAACGUGGUGAAUAUUGCUCGAUCCCAAAGCCAGCAAUCCUCUUGGACCUCUUCUAACAAUGAUGUGAUAGUGACCGGGAUCUACAGCCCCGCCGGCUCCUCGGGCCGCCCGGGAGCCGCCAAGCACACGAACGCCUCCGUGGCGGAGCUGCACAAAACCUCCAUCCCACGGCUCCCGGGCAAGAGCGACGCGGACUUCCAGCAGCAGCACAUCCCUCUGGGACGGCAGGUGCCCCACUGUAAAAACGCUUCCCUCUUGGUAGGGGAAAAGACCAUUAUUCUAUCCAGGCAAACGAGCGUGCUCAAUUCUGCAAACUCCAUCUACAGUCACACGAAGAAAAGCUACGGCAGCUCCUCGGUGCAGACGGCGGAGCUGGUGUUACCUCAGAAACCCAUGAUCUGCCACCGGCCCUGCAGGGCCGAGCCCUUGGCGUGCCAGCGCUUGCACAAGGCCGAGCCCGCGGCCCUGGCGCCGCACGUUCCCCCGGGGCCCAGGGCUCACCCCCGGGAGCCGGGCUGCGGCACCCAGAACCUGGAGAUCCGCGAGGUGUUCUCGCUGGCCGUCACGGACCAGCCGCAGCGCCUGGUGCCGGGCAGCACGGCACAGAAAGCGGCCUCGCUGGAGGGCAGCUGCCUGUCCAUCGCCAUGGAGACCGGCGACGUGGAGGACGAGUACGCCCGCGAGGAGGAGCUGGCCUCCAUGGGGGCGCAGAUCCAGAGCUACUCCCGCUACUGUGAGGGCAGCGGCUCCGGCCGCAGCGGGGACAACCAAAGCGCGGCCGGGCCGGGCCGCAGCGGGGGCUGCGGGGCACAGCUGGGCCCUGCCCGCGACGGGCCCGACAAUCUCCUGUACCACAGCAGAGAGUUCCACCUGCCUGCACGGACCUCAUUGCACACCGCACCCAGCACGAUUUAUAACCCUGCCAACGCAGCCAGAAGUACCUUUUCUCCUCAUUUUACAUCUUCAAGUCAACUGAGGCUGUCACAAAACCAAAAUAAUUACCAGAUUUCAGGAAACCUUACUGUGCCUUGGAUUACAGGUUGUUCCAGAAAGAGAGCAUUACAGGACCGCACACAAUUUAGUGACCGAGACUUAGCUACCCUAAAGAAAUACUGGGACAAUGGCAUGACCAGCCUGGGCUCAGUCUGCAGAGAGAAAAUUGAAGCUGUGGCUGCAGAAUUAAAUGUUGACUGUGAAAUAGUUCGGACUUGGAUUGGGAAUCGAAGACGGAAAUAUCGUUUAAUGGGGAUUGAGGUCCCACCCCCUAGAGGAGGUCCUGCUGAUUUCUCUGAUCAAUCUGAAUUUGUUUCUAAAUCAGCACUUAAUCCAGGAGAGGAAACUGCUACUGAAGUGGGGGAUGAUAAUGAUAGGAAUGAUGAAGUAUCAAUCUGCUUAUCUGAAGGAAGCUCACAAGAAGAGACAAAUGAAGCUCUUCAAAAUGAAGAAAUUGGCCACAAAGAUGAUGACCAGAAUCCAGUUUCCACUGAUAAUGUGAAAAUAGAAAUUUUAGAUGAUGAGGAGAGUGAUCUGAUCAGCAAUUCUGAAGUGGAUCAGAUGAGUUCUCUUUUGGAUUACAAGAAUGAAGAAGUCAGGUUCAUCGAGAGUCAGCUGGAGAGCCACAAACAGAAAUACUUUGAGCUGCAGACGUUCACCCGCAGUUUGAUACUUGCAAUUAAAGCAGAUGAUAAGGAACAGCAGCAGGCUCUGCUUUCAGACUUACCUCCUGAGCUGGAAGAGAUGGAUUUCAACCACACCUCCCCGGAGCCCGACGAUACCUCAUUCAGCCUCUCGUCGCUGUCGGAGAAGAACGCCUCAGACAGUUUGUGAUGCUCUGUCCUGGAGAGCCAGCACAAACCCCAGGGAGGUGCAGAGCAGAGACACAGACACAGAGAGGCUUUGCUCUGCAGUGUUCUCAGCCUGGCUCCUCACAGCCUUGCAGUGCCCAGGAGUUGGCAGUGCUGGCUUUGGGAAAUGGAAGAGGUGAGGGAAGGGUGCACCGGGAGCAGCUUGGCCUCGGGUAGGAUUAACUUUGAUCUCCAGAACAACUCUGGCUCUGUAGCAAAGUCUUUUUUGAGCAGGGAUGCAAGAGUGGGAAACACACCCAGUGAAUUCUCCAGCUCCAUGUGCUCCCCAGGCCUGUUUAUUAUAUUUUUCCCCAUUUUUACUCAGGUAGGUGGACUAAAAAUUGGGGAUCCAAAUAGAAUAACGGGCUUUCUCUGAGUUGUGCUUGAAAACCUGAAAUUAAACUGAAGUGUUUUUUGUUUUCUGAUUUGAGAUUGUUAAAUCUUCCAUUUUUCUGACCAAAAUAGCUGAAAAAAAACCUUGAAAGGCUAACUGAAAAAGUUGAAUUAUCAUGAAUAAAUUAUUAAUGCAAAGAAGCAGUGAUAAGUGUUGGAAGAAAUGAGGUGGAAAUGGGAACCCUGAUAGCUGCAGGACACAACUUCCUAAUACAGUAGCAAUGGGAUUGGAUGUUUACACUCUUUAGAGUUUAAUGAUUGUAGUCUCAGUUUUUAUUUGUCAAAGCCUGAAUGCUAAAGUACUGCUUAUUAUUUUAAUUCUUGGGUAUAUAUUUCUCCACAAACUUUGCUCCAGUUUACCAAGCCUGUCAGAAUUCCCCAGCUGUCACUGCACCCUGCAAGGUUUCCCAGUGUUGGAGGUGAGCUCUGCAGAUCUGCUUUGAAGCCCUGCCUGGUGCAUUUUUUGGCCAAUGCCAUUUCUAAACUGUGAUCUGGAUUGCAGGCAGGGGCUGAACUGAAUUUUCUCCUUUCCCAGAGCUGUUGGCACUGAAUCCCCUCAGUCCUGUGGUGGGAUGGCUGAGCAGAGGUGUCCAGGUGGGUUCAGGGGGUGUGUUGGGGUCCAGGGAAUGCCUGGCCAAGGCAGGGGUGCUGUGCUUGAGCUGACAGGGUCAGUCCUAGAGCUCUUCUCCUCCAGGGUGGGUCUGUGGGAUGCUGCAGGUGCCUGCCCAUGGCAUUGAUGCUCCAGUUCCAACCUGGAUAUCCCUCAGCAAGCAUUUUUACACACAGAUGCUUCAGUCUGGUAAAAAACCUGAUCUUCCCAUUUUAUGCCAAAUAAUAAUUGACUCUGGGGAAUCCUUGUUCAUGCAGUGAGUAACUCCCUUAAUUUCAGUGGGAGGUCCAAGAUGUAGCUCAGAAAAUCCAGAGUGUUGGGGAAAUAACACCUUUUUUCCUUUAAUACUGGGAUUAAACUCAGGUUUUAGGGUUUUCUCAGCCUGAUCAGUUCCUCCCUAAUCACUUGUACAGCUCUUUCUGUUUAUUAUCAGUAGUGAGCUCUGAUCUUUCAGGUUUUCAGUCUCUCCUCUCCUUGGGCACGGGGAGGUUUUAGCAAUACUGUUAAACACCAGCUGCAGAAAGGGCAGGAAUGCUUUUAAAAGGUGUUCUGAGAAACCAAAAUCUCACAGUUCUGCCCCCUGUACAUUCAGUAAGUUCCCAGCAGAGCCACCCUCCCACAGGGAAAUCCAGAGUUCCAGGCCUGUGUGUGAGCUGGGGCCUUAAAACUCAGAGUGGGAAUGAGGUUUGUGAGCAGAGCUCACAGUGCUGUCCUGCACAGAUACACAGGGCUGAGCUGGAAUUCUCUGCAAAACUCAUUUAUAAAGGGUUUUCUAUGCCAGGCUGACAAUGGUUUCUGUUGCUGUUCUCUUUAGACAGGAAAUCUGUGCCACUGACAAUGAAACCUCUUGUUUUCUGUGAAAUUAACAUAAAAUAGUGCUGGGAGCUGCCACUGUUUGGACCCUGUUUUUCUGCCUCUUCCACUUGAAUUCCCAUGACAGAGAGCAGGACACUCUUUAACAGGAGUUCUCAAUUUCAUGGUCAAUUAAAUCAUCUGCCUUCCUGCAGGAAAAACUUCCAUUGAUGAUUCCUACUUGGCUGUCUUGCUGCUAUUUCAUACCCAAACAAAUGGAAGGGAUGGAUUUUGAAUGAGCUGUUUGCUGGACACAAGCAGUGAUGUCAGUCCCUGUUCUCCAGGGAGCUGGGAUCCUCUUGGAUUGCAGCUGAGGUGAGCUGCACCCAGGCCCACCCCAUCCCUGGGGAUGGACUGUGGGGGGACAAAACACAGCCUGGCACACUUGGCAACACCACAGGACAGCCAGGAAAAAAACAAAAAAAAAAAAUAGAGUAUAAAUUCUAUCCUUGAAUAACAGAAUCUGGGGAGGGAGAUGCUCCACAGCUCCUUGGCUGGUGUUCUUUGGUAGCAGUGGGUAUUUCAGAAAUUGAAUGACUGUGACCAUUAGUGGUGGUUCAAUGUUGGUGCAGAGCAUGGGGGUGGCUCUGGGGUGGGUUUGGGUUCAGAGUGUUUCCCUGUCUGUAGGAUGGACAAACACCUGCAGUAAGUGCAGUUCAUCAUUCCAGAACCUUCCACAGGAGAUGAAGCUCAUGCUGUGCUUCUCAGGGUGCCAGAAAUCAGCCCCCUGUCUGUCCCAGUGAGUGACUGUAAUGUGAAUUAUCAGGGGCCUCCUGUUGGUGGUGUUAUCACCUUUCUGUGGCCAGGUAUCAAUGUUUGACCAUCCUGCAGAGUCUCUUUGUCCAUGAACAGUGACUUCCCUGGCAUUGUUCAUCCCUAAAGCACCCAUGGGAGCAUCAGUGAUGUUUUUCUGAAGGUGGGAAGGCAGCCCAGAGCAGACACUUCACCAGAGGCAGCACAGGCUCUCCCUGGGGUUUGGGUGCUGGAAGUUUUGCUCGUGGUUAAAUUCCCAUUUCCUGGAGCUCUGCCUGCUUUCCUCUCCCUGCAGCUGAUGCUUCAGUCACAUCCACAGGUCUGACAGGAGUAACAGUGGCAGGAAAUACUCCAAUAAAACAAUAAAUACUCCAGCAGGUGAAUUUGGGGCAGGUUUAAAGGCACCUGAGCAGAUGAACUGUAUGAGGUCUCUGGAGUCCCCAGCUCUGCACUUUAAUCUCUCCAAGUAUUUCUUUUCACUAAGGCAAUAAAAAGUGUGAAAUGAGGAGUUUGGGGCUUUGCAGCCCUGGGAGUGAGGAGAAGAAAUGUCCUGGUUCUGUCCUCACCUGAGCUGGGCAGCAGCUUUAGAGAGCCUGUUCUCCAGGGGGAGAGGCUGGGGGUGCUGCAGGCUCAGGUGAGUCCUGAACAGACCAGCAGCACCCUGGGCAUCCUGCUGGGGAUGGGAAUGGGAAUGGGAAUGGGGAAUGGGAAUGGGAAUGGGAAUGGGAAUGGGAAUGGGAAUGGGAAUGGGAAUGGGAG